CAACUUGCCACUGGUUAGGGUUUGCACUCUGCACAGAGAGAGAGAGAGAGGGAGAGAGAGAUUAUUAUUAUUCCAUCGUUUUUUUUUUCUUCUUCUGGGUAUGUGUAAAGUUCAAAAAUUUUUUUCCUCUUCUUUUUGAGUUUCAAUUUCUACCCACUGAGUUCGUGCAAAGAUCGCUUUUUUGUUCUUACCCUUUUCAAUACCAAGCAUGGGGAGCUUCUCUUUUUCAAGCUUGUGUUGUUUAGCUUAGUUUUUAGGAGUUGAGGGGCAUCCUUGGAUUGCGGUUUUGUGCGAAGAUAAGAUGGUCUUUGAGCUGAGCAUGGUUAUUGAUGGGUAGUAGAGCUAGAACAGUUAACGUUAGCAGCACUGGGGACAGUAACAACGUUGUCAACGGGAUGCCAAGUUACGCUCCUCCACCUCCUAUGCCUUCUUCUUCUAGUUCCAUGGGCAUUGAUGCAACUAAUGUUCUUCCUUCUCGAAUUUCUGAAUUUGGAAACCUUGAACAGUCUCUAGGAUUUCGCGUUGAGGAUGCCAUUAAUCUUAGCAGAAAUCCAUUGUUUAAUCAACUUCAACUGAAAUCAAAUAGCCAAGCUCUAGGUGCUGAUGUUCAAUUUGGUGCUUUAAGUAAGAUGCAGUCAAUUGCAAACUCGGAUAUAAACAUAUCUGCAGCAAUUGCUGGCUCUCAAACGUUGUCAUUACAAAAGGAUUCGCAACCAAAUCUGGCUUCGACAUCUGCUGGUCAUCGUGAGAACUGGGGAGAGUCCAACAUGGCAGAUGCAAGCCCUAGGACAGAUACUUCAACAGAUGAUACAGAAGAUAAAAAUCAAAUGCCUGAAAGGGGUGAAUCCAGUGAAAGAUCAAAAGAUAAAGCAGAUCAAAAGACGUUACGGCGGCUUGCUCAAAAUCGUGAGGCUGCCAGAAAAAGCCGGUUGAGGAAAAAGGCAUAUGUGCAACAAUUAGAGAGCAGUAGGCUGAAACUGACCCAACUUGAGCAGGAGCUGCAGCGAGCCCGCCAGCAGGGAAUAUUUAUUUCAAGCUCAGGAGAUCAGACCCAUUCAAUGAGUGGAAAUGGUGCUAUGGCUUUUGACGUAGAGUAUGCACGAUGGUUGGAAGAGCAUAAUAGGCAAACCAAUGAGCUAAGGGCUGCAAUAAAUUCUCAUGCUGGAGAUAUUGAACUUCGUACUAUUGUCGACAAUUUCAUGACGCAAUUCGAUGACAUCUUCAGGCUCAAAGGUAUUGCUGCAAAAGCCGAUGUUUUCCACAUUCUUUCAGGGAUGUGGAAGACUCCAGCUGAGAGGUGUUUCAUGUGGAUCGGAGGCUUUCGCUCAUCCGAGCUUCUUAAACUUCUUGUAAAUCAACUGGAGCCAUUAACUGAGCAACAAUUGAUGGGCAUCUACAACUUGCAGCAGUCAUCGCAGCAGGCCGAAGAUGCAUUGUCUCAGGGAAUGGAUGCAUUGCAGCAAUCACUUGCUGAGACAUUGGCGAAUGGUGCACCCAACCCAUCAGGCUCUUCAGGAAAUGUAGCAAACUAUAUGGGGCAAAUGGCUAUGGCCAUGGGAAAGCUCGGUACUCUCGAAGGGUUUCUUCGCCAGGCUGAUAAUCUGCGGCAACAAACAUUACAACAAAUGCUUCGAAUUUUGACAACUAGGCAAUCAGCUAGAGCUCUCCUUGCGAUUAGUGAUUAUUUCUCGCGGCUGCGAGCUCUAAGUUCUUUGUGGCUUGCCCGACCAAGGGAAUGAAGUAUUUCAAGCAUUGGCUCACCUGCAUUUCAUGAAGUUGGUGUCUCUUCACAAAGGAGAAUCUCUAGAAUCUCUACUUGUGGUGUUGUACUUUAGAUAAUGUGAUUUUUCUUCUCUCCACCUAUAAUCUCUCUCUCUAUCUCUCCACAUAGUGGUGGUGUGGUAGAACCCUUUCCCUUUAAUGGUUUUCAUGUGGCUUUGAAAAUAGUCUCAAUAAUUUGAUUAAUAGGUGUUUGAUAGAUAGAAUCUGAAGGGGGGAAUGUAGAGUAGUAUUGUGUAUUUUAGGGUACAGCUUCUCAUUGUAUCUUCAGAAAUUUAAGCUUAUUUGAGGGGAUGCCCCUCUCUCCUUUAUUUAUUUUUCAUUUUUCAUUGUUUGUGGUUUGAACAUAUGCACAUAUAAUCCUCUAUGGACCUGUGUGCAGUGGUGGUGUAUUUGUAUAUAUACAUAUUUGUAUGUCUAAAUUAUUGUUUUACUUGAAAGAAUUUUUACUAAAUAGUAACUCAAUUUGUAGUCA
Messenger RNA from Arachis stenosperma, 2254 nucleotides. Its product is annotated as transcription factor TGA2.3-like. Lineage: Eukaryota; Viridiplantae; Streptophyta; Magnoliopsida; Fabales; Fabaceae. Bases 330 to 1739 code for a protein of 469 amino acids. The transcript has 12 exons. The record is from RefSeq and is a predicted model, not a curated record. Gene Ontology annotation, molecular function: DNA-binding transcription factor activity; sequence-specific DNA binding. Gene Ontology annotation, biological process: regulation of DNA-templated transcription; DNA-templated transcription.